CUGGCUUCGAAAAAAAAGGGGGUGUAUGCACCGCCAAUAAAAUAUUCAGUCGCGCCUUUUGUUUGGUUGCCGAGAAAAUCCAGCAAAAUCGAAACCCUAAAAUUUGAUAAUUCGUCGAAGCAACUUGGGUAAGCAAAGCAAAUGGAGGCUUCGUUGCAUUUCCGCGGGGUUAGAAUCCCCUGCUACUCGCGAACUCCGAGACUCAUGCACUUGUCCCAGGUCUCCUCCGCGUUGUCGCCGUCGCGAUCACUCUACGCGGCGGUGGAAAAUGCAUGCAGAAGGAGUAGGCUGAGAGCUAAGAGCGAGAAGAGAAGAAUCGAAGCUGUGCUUGGAGAAGAAGAGGAGGAAGAGAAUGCGACAGAGAGCCGUGGGUCCGAUGCGGUGCCGUUUACGUGCGUGAUGAAGUUCGGGGGAUCGUCGCUGGCGUCGGCGGAGAGGGUGAGAGAGAUUGCUCAGCUCGUUGUCAGCUUUCCCGAUGAAAAGCCUAUCAUCGUGCUCUCUGCCAUGGGGAAGACCACUAAUAACCUCUUACUUGCUGGGGAGAAGGCCGUUAGCUGCGGGGUUUCGAAUGCGUCCGAAAUCAAAGAAUUGAGCUUUGUAAAACAACUCCAUCUCAGGACUGUCCAUGAACUUGGAAUCGAUGCCUCCGUUAUUUCGGUAGUCUUGGAAGAACUAGAGCAACUGCUGAAGGGAAUAGCUAUGAUGAAAGAGUUGACUCUCCGAACAAGAGACUAUCUAGUUUCAUUUGGAGAGUGCAUGUCUACAAGAAUCUUUGCAGCUUAUCUAAAUAGCAUUGGUGUUAAGGCGCGCCAAUAUGAUGCAUUUGACAUUGGUUUCAUAACAACAGAUGACUUCACCAAUGCUGACAUCUUAGAGGCAACUUACCCAUCUGUCGCUAAGCGUUUAUAUGACGAUUGGAUAAGUGAUCCUGCAAUUCCUGUUGUUACUGGCUUUCUCGGAAAGGGCUGGAAAACUUGUGCAGUCACUACCCUGGGCAGGGGUGGUAGUGAUUUGACAGCCACAACAAUAGGCAAAGCCCUAGGCCUGCGAGAAGUUCAGGUGUGGAAGGAUGUUGAUGGUGUUUUGACCUGCGAUCCUAGUAUAUGUCCUGUUGCAGAACCUGUUCCUUUUUUGACUUUCGAUGAGGCAGCUGAGCUUGCAUAUUUUGGUGCUCAGGUUCUACAUCCUCAAUCCAUGAGACCAGCUAGAGAUGGUGAAAUACCUGUUAGGGUCAAGAACUCCUAUAAUCCCAAAGCUCCUGGUACCCUCAUCACUAAAACAAGAGAUAUGAGCAAGGCUGUUCUAACUAGCAUAGUUCUGAAGCAAAAUGUCACCCUGUUGGAUAUUGUCAGUACACGCAUGCUUGGGCAAGUUGGUUUCCUUGCAAAGGUGUUCUCAACCUUCGAAGAUUUGGGCAUAUCUGUGGAUGUUGUUGCAACAAGUGAAGUUAGUUUAUCUUUGACAUUGGAUCCAUCAAAAUUUUGGAGUAGGGAACUAAUUCAGCAGGAACUUGACCACAUGGAAGAAGAACUCGAAAAAAUUGCAUUCGUGAAUCUUCUGCAGCACAGAUCAAUCAUCUCGCUCAUAGGGAAUGUUCAGUAUUCUUCACUGAUACUAGAAAAGGCAUUCCAUGUUCUUCGAACCAACCAAGUCAAUGUUCAAAUGAUCUCGCAAGGGGCAUCCAAGGUAAACAUCUCAUUGAUAGUAAAUGAUAGUGAGGCUGAAAAAUGCGUCAAGGCCCUUCACCAUGCCUUUUUUGAGAGCGGCGACCUGUCUGAGCUAGUACCAGAAUUUGGAUUUGGAAAUGGGUCGGCCUCGCUAUUACCAGUAGAAACAUGAUGAUUAUGAGGCAGUCUUAUCUUCUGAACACAAUUUUCUUCUUAGCUGACUUGAGCUCAUACUCUUAAAUACAGUAGUUGCAAACUUACGAGUCAUCUGCAUCCGAAUUCCUUGAAAUAUUAUGUUUCUUUUGCUAUUUUUACAUUCGCCAAAUAUGACGGGCAACCUCAGCAAGAUUUAUGCUAUGAUUUCUUCAGCAAGGUA
Messenger RNA from Malus domestica (apple), 2043 nucleotides. RefSeq names its product aspartokinase 1, chloroplastic. Gene Ontology annotation, biological process: L-homoserine biosynthetic process. Gene Ontology annotation, molecular function: aspartate kinase activity. The record is from RefSeq and is a predicted model, not a curated record. Lineage: Eukaryota; Viridiplantae; Streptophyta; Magnoliopsida; Rosales; Rosaceae. Gene Ontology annotation, cellular component: cytosol; chloroplast stroma.